GACGCGAUCUCCUUUUCAGGAAGGAAGAUUUCGGACGCAUUAACCUGCCGAGUUUUAAUCACACUAGUACCUUUUUAUAUUUAAUUUAAUUCAUGUUUGAGUAACGAAAAUAAUUAUUUAAACAUACGUUGCACUUGAGUUAUUUAGUUAAAAAGUUUCAAUAUCACUGAGAAUAUGCAUAAUUAUACGUCGAUAAUUUAAUGAACUUGGUUCGUACACCUUAUAUGUGUUUAUGAUUCACUGAAAUGUGAAGUGGGUAUCAGAAUCUAGUGACUUCUACAGGCAACAUGGAUACUUCAAACGAAUGCCAUCCCAACAGAAGCUUCUGCGAUUGGUGGCCGAAUAUGACGUCAGCAGAGGUCUACAACGUCAGUCGUAUUGGCCCCACAACAGUGACCUACGUCGUGUAUAAGUUCCGUCACCCUCUAUCGGUCACUGUUUUCUUCUGUGUCGCCUACGCCCUGGUGUUUGCUGUCGGCGUUGUUGGAAACUGCUUCGUCGUAGGAGUCGUGUAUCGCAGUCCCAGGAUGAGGUCGCCGACGAACCUGUUCAUCGCAAAUCUCGCCUGCGCUGAUCUUCUGGUCAAUGUGCUGUGUUUGCCGUUUACCCUGGUGGGGAACAUCAUGUCAGCCUGGAUUAUGGGCUGGGUCAUCUGCAAGACUGUACCCUACCUGCAGGGGGUGUCGGUCAGCGCGUCCAUCAACACCCUGGUCGCUAUUUCCGUUGAACGCUGCCUCGCCAUUUGCUACCCACUUAAGUGGCAAAUGACGUCACGAGCCUGUCGGGUCGUGGUUAUCAUCAUCUGGACGUUUUCCCUUACCAUCACGUUACCCUGGGCUAUCUUCUUCGGAUUGAAACCUCUCGAAGAAGGGAGUGAUGUGCUGAUCUGCACCGAGUCCUGGCCGAGCCCACACAGUGGGAACAUCUAUUUUGUUGUGGCCCACCUCGUGAUGUGCUACCUCUUCCCGUUGACCCUCAUCUCGUUGUGCUACUUACUCAUCUGGCGACGAGUGUGUAGAAGAACCCUACCCGGGGAGCCACAUUCUCACGGUGGAGUCGUGGACCUCAUGAUCCACCGCUCCAAAGUCAAAGUCAUCAAGAUGUUACUUGUCGUUGUCAUAUCUUUCGCCUUGUCAUGGUUACCUUUGUACGUCCUUUUCACCAGGGUCAAAUUUGGAGGACCUUUCUCUUCUGAAACUGAAGAAGCUACGAUACAUUCUUUGCUCCCAGUAGCACAAUGGCUUGGAGCUUCAAAUUCAUGUGUUAAUCCGAUCUUAUAUGCUUUUUUCAACAGAAAAUUUCGUAUCGGCUUUAAAGAAAUUAUAACUAGUCGUUCCUGUUGCUCAACACUUAGGUACAACAACGAAUUUCGUGCAAGUGUGAAUAGUAGUUUCAGUUGCAGAACGAAUACAAAGAAUGGGAGUGUUUUGAUGACCAGAAUGACCAUCACAAAAUCUAAGGGUGGGAAAAGUGUAAGACGUACGAGGGCUGGCAGUUUGCAUCGUCAUAAUUCGGCGUCAGCGGCUGCAGUUCAAAGAAUUAACAAGAACAAUGAGCAGUUCAGAAAAAGUUACUCUAGAACCUGUAGAAAUUCUAUUUCAGAAGCUGGUGAAAAUCAUCGUAUCAUUAAAUCAUCUUCCGGAUCUCAUUUGAACGCAACAUCUGUUUGAAUUCGUUCUGUAACGACUUGACUGACAUCGGAACUCAAUUCGAGAUAUUUGUUGUUGUUAUUUUUGCCGAUUUGAGAUUUAAAUAUUUAUUGAAUAACGUCACUAAUUAUGAGUUAGAAUAACGGCGUCUGUCUGUACUCGUACGUGAACCUAAUUACUGUUGACUGCAGAUGGCACAUCACAUCACUGGUCAGGUAAGAAACAUCAGUCUGUGUAAAAUCAUCGUGUGUAAAAUUGUUCUUUUAGAGAUUUUAUCCAUCGUCCAAACUAUAACGUAAGAAAAUUAUUUUAUAAUUUAGAACCAUUGAGAAGGAUUUCACAGAUUAAAACCUAUAUCACAUUCGGCACUGUCGAAUGUCUGAGGCAUAUAACCUUUAUAUCUCUGUAUCAAGUUUACCUCGUACAAUGGACAGAGCUCGGCAUAAUAUUGACAGAACGAAUAAAAUAUUAACAAAAACAUUUAGAAAAUUAUUUGAGCAAAGACGCAUUAUCUGAUGAAGCAAUAUUCUACAUGCCAGGUAAAAGUAAAGUAAAGUAAAGUUUGU
Zootermopsis nevadensis is the source of this 2215-nucleotide messenger RNA. RefSeq names its product neuropeptide SIFamide receptor. Gene Ontology annotation, cellular component: plasma membrane. Gene Ontology annotation, biological process: G protein-coupled receptor signaling pathway; cellular response to hormone stimulus. Gene Ontology annotation, molecular function: peptide binding; neuropeptide Y receptor activity. NCBI's taxonomy places the organism in Eukaryota, Metazoa, Arthropoda, Insecta, Blattodea, Termopsidae. The record is from RefSeq and is a predicted model, not a curated record.